AUGAGAGAGAGAUAUAAUAUGAAUAAUAACCAGAAUAUACUAAGGAAUACAAUAAAAAGGAAUAUUACUACAGUAAUACUGUUAAUUAUGUAUACAUACACUGUAUACGGAUGGACAACAUUAUUAAAUAUAGAAAGAGUACAAAAAAUGAAGAUAAAAAGUAACUUAAUUAUACACCCGCACGGAGGACUUGCACCAAUGAGGGGUAAAAUAUUGCGUAACUCUGAGUACAUGAGGAAUUAUAGGACGUACAACCACGGAAUGUGGAUAGAUUGGAGUAUGAAAAAAUGCAGUGAGUCAGAGUAUAAGUACAGCAUACACCCAAAGAGUUCAAAACCAUACGAUAAAGUAGAUGAAGAUAUAAAGAAGAAUGAGUACUUAAAAGAACUUACACGGCAAAUGAUUAACAUGUUCCCAUCAAAGAAUGAAUAUUUCUCUAUUAAUUCUAAUAACCCGAAUUCAUUCACUCGGUUUUUAAUGGAGUACAAAGAGAAAUUAGAUGAUUUAUACGUACUAGCUUCAUUAUUCCUUAUGGCGGAAGGAGUAAAUAUUCCUAUUGAAAUAAUAGAAGAUUCAAAGAACACUGCGCAUAAAAUACUUAUUAUAAAGAAGAAUGAAAGUCAAAUAAAAGCGGAGAGUAGUGGAGUAUAUGUUCAUUUGAGUAUGAUAAAGAAGAGAAGACUCCGUGGUGAGCGGGAUAAGAAAUUAGUAUACCAGAAGAAAACAGAAAGUGUGAUUAAUUUCUUUAAGAGGCUUAUUAGUACAGACGCAUCUCGGCUAGACGUACCUGAAGAAUUCUCAAUGCCAAGUACGUAUGAAGAAUUCUUAACGGGUGGAUUUUUAAACAGUCCAAGGUUUCUUAUUCAGUCGUAUAUAUUUGAGUAUAUAGACAGUGUGGAAAUGUAUGCGAAUUUUAUAACGGCAGUGUAUAACUUAAUUAAUGAACAACUGCCGAAUGGGCAUAAUGCGGAUGUAUACACUGAGAAUGAGAAGAAAGCCGUGGAAGUAUUUAAUAAUUUAUUCAUUGAUGAAGAAUUAUGUGAAAAGGAGAAGUAUAUGCAGUAUAUUGAGGAUUUAAACAGUAUUGAUAAAUUAUGGGGAGAGCAAGAAUGGGGAUAUCCAUUUAUAAAUGAUAUUAAUGGGGCUGCUUCUUCUAGGAAUAUAGGUGCGCCUGUAUAUAAUAGAAUUAAGGAUAAAUUUAUUUCAGGUUCAGAGGGUAAUUAUAAUAGUUAUAUUGAAUGUGCACUGCUUGGUAUAUUCAUGUGUGCUGCUUUUAAUGCAGAAACAUGCACGUAUGAUAUAAGUCAUCUGCCUAUGCCAUCAAAGGAGUUAAAGGAAUUCUUUACUAAAUACAGCAGUCCACAUAUUCCCGUAACACAGGUUGUUAUAAAAGACUGGUGCAGAGUCGUAGCAGACUUACCAUGCCAGUACGUUGAGUAUGAUUUAAAGAACAACAAUAAAAUCCAACCAGGCCUACUUAAUAUACUACAUGUUAUACGGGCUAUAGCAGGAGAAGAUGAAAGACUAGAAUGGGCAAUUCAAGUUUUAAGUAGGGGAAUCCACCGCAUAUGCAAGUCAAACGCAAAUAAAAAGAAGACUGUAGAAAACCCCUAA
Nematocida parisii ERTm1 is the source of this 1614-nucleotide messenger RNA. RefSeq lists its product as uncharacterized. The record is from RefSeq and is a predicted model, not a curated record. Lineage: Eukaryota; Fungi; Microsporidia. Bases 1 to 1614 code for a protein of 537 amino acids. The transcript has a single exon.